GUUACGCUAAGCCCAAGACAGAGUUAAUCAAUCCAAACAAACUGAGAUGACGGCAUCAUCAUCCUCCUGUCACCUCCGUCUCCUUCUUCGUUCACAACCGCCGUCACCGUCACCGUCUUCUUCUUCCUCUUUCAUUUCCUUUCUCAAACCUUUUUUUCUUCCUUCUUCCAAUGCUGUAUCUUCACGUCUUCCACAACUUCACCUUCGAAAAACCCUUUUCCCCUCUCUCUUAUCCACACCCUCCUCUUCUUCCCGCGCCUUUUCCUACACCCCUCCCCUCGCCUCAUUAAUUAACGUUUCAUCUUCAGUAUCGAUAGACGAAGACGCAUUUGAAGAAACAAAUGACGAUGAAUUUGAAACUGAAACUGAAAGAGACAGUUUUGAAGAUACUCAAGUGGAAGAGGUGGAUUCGACUUCAUCGCCGUUGGUUAAAAAGAGAGAAGAGAGAUUGAAUUUGAAGGGGCCGAUUUUAAGUGUGAAGGAAAGGAAAGAACUUGCAUCUUAUGCACAUAGUUUGGGGAAAAAGCUUAAUAUUCAAUUGGUGGGUAAAUCUGGUGUUACUCCUAAUGUUGUUACUGCUUUCAAUGACAACCUUGAAGCUAAUGAACUUCUUAAGAUUAAAAUACAUGGAAGUUGUCCCGGUGAGUUUGAUGAUAUUGUGAAGCAGUUGGAAGAAGCAACUGGUUCAGUGACUGUUGGUCAGAUUGGUCGAACCAUGAUUUUAUACAGGCCUAGUCUCUCCAAAUUAAAGGUAGAAGAAAAGAAGAAACAAGUUCGGAAACUUUUUCUGGAAAAACAACAUAAACGAAGACUAAUAAACAGGAGUAAGGAACAAGAACAAGUACCUAAAUCAUCACGGCGAGGUUCGUCAUGGAAAGUAAGAGGCAGUAGGUCAUAAACACUAAUAUUUUGGCAAGGUUUGUCCUGAACAAGAUUGGGACUUUUCAUUCGAUGUACCAAUACUCAAGGUACUUGACAUCUACUGGCUGAUGAGAAUUCAGUGAAAGUCCAUUUUUAGAUCGAGGAACGCUUGUUUUGAGAAUGUGCUUUGUGACCAGAACUGGAGAGCAAUUAAAUCAGUAAAUGCUAUUGUGAUGAAUAUAUUAUUUGAUCUGAAAGAUUAUUAGCAGAAAUCCUUGAUUGAUGAUAAACUGCACUUACUCACAAGAAUGAUCUUUUACUGGCUUUGGUAACCAAGGGAUAUAAAGAAAAUGAUUUACAAUUCUUGACUAGCAUGUUGAAUUAAUAUGAUUGUGUUCAUUUCACAAGCAUCGUUAUUAUGACAAUUUAACACAGCAA
This is a messenger RNA of Cicer arietinum (chickpea), 1299 nucleotides long. RefSeq lists its product as uncharacterized. NCBI's taxonomy places the organism in Eukaryota, Viridiplantae, Streptophyta, Magnoliopsida, Fabales, Fabaceae. The record is from RefSeq and is a predicted model, not a curated record. Gene Ontology annotation, molecular function: RNA binding. Gene Ontology annotation, cellular component: chloroplast.